Messenger RNA from Lipotes vexillifer (Yangtze River dolphin), 2724 nucleotides. It is a transcript of the gene SKOR1, whose product is annotated as SKI family transcriptional corepressor 1. Gene Ontology annotation, biological process: negative regulation of transcription by RNA polymerase II; negative regulation of BMP signaling pathway. The record is from RefSeq and is a predicted model, not a curated record. Gene Ontology annotation, cellular component: transcription regulator complex; nucleus; cytoplasm. Gene Ontology annotation, molecular function: DNA-binding transcription factor activity, RNA polymerase II-specific; RNA polymerase II cis-regulatory region sequence-specific DNA binding; SMAD binding. Lineage: Eukaryota; Metazoa; Chordata; Mammalia; Artiodactyla; Lipotidae.
AUGGCUUUGCUGUGUGGCCUUGGGAGCGGCGGCAUGGAGGCUCUCACCACUCAGCUGGGGCCGGGGCGCGAGGGCAACUCCUCGCCCAACUCCAAGCAGGAGCUGCAGCCCUACUCGGGCUCCAGCGCUCUCAAACCCAACCAGGUGGGCGAGACGUCGCUGUACGGGGUGCCUAUCGUGUCUCUGGUCAUCGACAGUCAGGAGCGCCUAUGCCUGGCGCAGAUCUCCAACACCCUCCUCAAGAACUACAGCUACAAUGAGAUCCACAACCGCCGCGUGGCCCUGGGCAUCACGUGCGUGCAGUGCACACCGGUGCAACUGGAGAUUCUGCGUCGGGCCGGGGCCAUGCCCAUCUCGUCGCGCCGCUGCGGCAUGAUCACCAAGCGCGAGGCCGAACGUCUUUGCAAGUCGUUCCUGGGCGAGCACAAGCCACCCAAGCUGCCCGAGAACUUCGCCUUCGAUGUGGUGCACGAGUGCGCCUGGGGCUCGCGUGGCAGCUUCAUCCCCGCGCGUUACAACAGCUCGCGCGCCAAGUGUAUCAAGUGCGGUUACUGCAGCAUGUACUUCUCGCCCAACAAGUUCAUCUUCCACUCGCACCGCACACCGGACGCCAAGUACACGCAGCCCGACGCAGCCAACUUUAACUCGUGGCGCCGACACCUCAAACUCAGUGACAAGUCGGCCACAGACGAACUGAGCCACGCUUGGGAGGACGUCAAGGCCAUGUUCAAUGGUGGCACUCGCAAGCGGACUUUCUCGCUGCAAGGAGGCGGCGGCGCUAAUGGCGGGUCGGGUGGGCAGGGGAAGGGUGGUGCUGGUGGUGGCGGCGGGGGCGGCCCGGGGUGCGGCGCGGAGAUGGCCCCAGGGCCGCCGCCCCACAAAAGCCUGCGCUGUGGCGAAGAAGAGGCCGCCGGGCCUCCCGGGCCGCCUCCUCCUCACGCGCAGCGGGGACUUGGUCUGGCGGCGGGAGCUGGCGGCCCCCCGGGCCCUGGGGGGCCUGGUGGCGGCGCCGGCGUACGCAGCUACCCGGUGAUCCCAGUGCCCAGCAAGGGCUUUGGCCUCUUGCAGAAGCUGCCCCCGCCGCUUUUCCCUCAUCCCUACGGUUUUCCCACGGCCUUCGGCCUCUGCCCCAAAAAGGACGACCCCGUGCUAGGCGCGGGCGAACCCAAGGGCGGCCCAGGCACCGGGAGCGGCGGGGGCGCGGGCACUGGCGCAGGCGCGGGCGGCCCAGGAACCGGCCACUUGCCCCCCGGUGCGGGGGCUGGCCCGGGCGGCGGCGCCAUGUUCUGGGGUCACCAGCCCCCCGGAGCAGCCAAGGACGCAGCGGCCGUGGCUGCGGCGGCUGCCGCAGCCACUGUGUACCCGACGUUUCCCAUGUUCUGGCCGGCGGCAGGCAGUCUCCCAGUGCCGCCCUAUCCAGCCGGCCCCGAGCCCCUGGACGGUGCUGAGCCGAACAAGGAGGGCGGCCUGGUCGCAGAGGAGCGCUGCCCCAGCGCGCUGUCCCGCGGGCCGCUGGACGAGGAGGGCGCCGACGAGGCGCUGCCGCCCCCGCUGGCUCCGCUGCCCCCGCCGCCCGCACGCAAAGGCUCCUACGUGUCGGCCUUCCGGCCUGUGGUCAAAGACGCGGAGAGCAUCGCCAAGCUCUAUGGUAGCGCCCGCGACGUGUACGGCGGCGGGCCAGCCCGUGGGCCCGGGCCAGGCGCAGGGUCCGGCGGCGGCUACGUGAGCCCGGACUUUCUGAGCGAGGGCAGCUCCAGCUACCACUCCGCCUCCCCCGAUGUGGACACUGCGGAUGAGCCCGAGGUGGACGUGGAGUCCAACCGCUUCCCCGACGACGAGGGAGCCCCGGACGAGGCCGAGCCCGGCGCACCCGGCGCGCCCAGCACAGGAGACGGCCCUGAUGGCGACCAGCAGGCAGGGCCCCUGUCUACCACCUCAUCGGGCGCCGACGGCCCCACAGACUCUCCCGACGGCGGCAGCCCUCGUCCCCGGCGACCCCCGGGUCUACCCCCAGCCAGUCGGUCUGCGUUUGGGGACCUGGCAGCCGACGACAUGGUGCGGAGACCGGAGAGGAGCCCGCCAAGCGGCGGCUAUGAGCUGCGAGAGUCUUGCGGACCGCUCGGGGGGCCCGCGCCGGCCAAGGUGUACGCGCCCGAGCUGGAGGAGCACCUGAAGAGCGCGGCGGCGGCGCUGGGGCCCGCGGCCUCCUACCUCUGCACCCCCGAGGCCCACGAGCCAGAUAAGGAAGACAAUCACUCGACUGCCGACGAUUUGGAAACAAGGAAAUCCUAUCCAGACCAAAGGAGUAUCUCCCAGCCAAGUCCCGCAAAUACAGACAGAGGCGAAGAUGGGCUAACCCUAGAUGUCACGGGAACUCAACUAGUGGAGAAGGGUAUCGAGAACCUGGCCAGAGACGAAUUGCAAAAACUGCUCCUGGAGCAAAUGGAGCUCCGCAAGAAGCUGGAGCGAGAAUUUCAGAGUCUCAAAGAUAAUUUCCAGGAUCAAAUGAAGAGGGAAUUGGCUUAUCGAGAAGAAAUGGUGCAACAGCUGCAAAUUGUCAGAGAUACUCUGUGUAACGAACUUGACCAAGAGAGGAAGGCGCGCUAUGCCAUCCAGCAGAAAUUAAAAGAAGCCCACGACGCCCUGCACCACUUCUCCUGCAAGAUGCUGACGCCCCGGCACUGCACUGGCAACUGCUCCUUCAAGCCCCCGCUGUUGCCCUAG